This is a messenger RNA of Cannabis sativa, 1273 nucleotides long. RefSeq names its product very-long-chain 3-oxoacyl-CoA reductase 1. Gene Ontology annotation, molecular function: ketoreductase activity. The transcript has 3 exons. Gene Ontology annotation, cellular component: endoplasmic reticulum. NCBI's taxonomy places the organism in Eukaryota, Viridiplantae, Streptophyta, Magnoliopsida, Rosales, Cannabaceae. The record is from RefSeq and is a predicted model, not a curated record. The coding region runs from base 102 to 1079 and encodes 325 amino acids.
UUGUUUUGCUGAACCAUAUCUUUACUUCAUAUCAUUAAACUCUUGUUCAAAUAUAUAUAUUUCCACUAUAAUCUUUGAACACACAUAAGAAGAAGAAGACAAUGGAGUUUGAAGAUUUUACGAUACAAAUAGUAACAGCUAUAGGUUUCAUAUCCGUUUUGAAGUCCUCCGUCAAAUUCCUGAGAUGGGUGUGGGUCAUGUUCUUGAGAUCCCCAAAGAAUCUCAAGGAAUACGGCUCAUGGGCCGUGGUCACUGGAGCCACAGACGGAAUAGGCAAAGCCCUGGCAUUCGAGCUAGCCUCAAAGGGUCUUAACUUAGUCUUGGUGGGUCGAAAUCCAUCCAAACUCCAAACCACUUCAAUGGAGAUCAUAUCAUCAUCAUCAUCAUCAGUUGAAGUGAAAACCCUUGUGGUUGAUUUGGCCAAGUGUAGUGGGAAACAAAUAGUUGAGAUUAUAGACAAGGAAAUAAAGGGCUUAGACGUUGGAAUCUUGGUCAAUAAUGCUGGUUUAGCUUACCCUUAUCCAAGAUUCUUUCUUGAUGUGGAUUUGGAGCUAAUGGAGGAUAUUUUUAAGGUGAAUAUGGAGUCAGCUACAUGGAUGGUUCUCUCAGUUCUUCCUGGUAUGUUGAGAAAGAAGAAAGGAGCUAUUCUCAACAUUGGCUCUGCUUCCUCUACUAUUGUUCCUUCUUACCCUUUGUUCACACUUUAUGCUGCUACAAAAGCAUACCUGGCCAUGUUGUCAAGAAGUAUCAGUGUAGAAUACAAGCAUAGUGGAAUCGACAUUCAGUGCCAGAUUCCAGUAUUUGUGGCCACAAAGAUGACAAAGCUAAAAGAAAGCUCAAUCUUCAUAGCAUCUCCUGAAACAUACAGCAAAGCAAGUGUAAGAAGCAUUGGGUAUGAGCAAAUCUGUACCCCUUACUGGGCUCACUCUCUCCAAUGGUUCAUAGCAAAUGCAUUGCCUGAUACUUUACUCAAUUGGGGCAUUCUUUCCUACUUUGUUGCUGUAAAUAAGGUGGCAAAACUCAAAGAGUCUAAGAAAAAGGCAGAACAACAGAAAACUGCUGUUGAUGAGUCAAAUUAGAGUAUGAUAAACUACUUACCUACUUUCUUGAAGAUUUACUAGCUCCUUGUUUAUUUUAAAGAUUAGGUAACUUAGUAUGAGGGAUUCUUCAAACUAUUUUGUUUUGUUGUCCCACUUUUUGUGACUUUGUUAUGAAAUAUAGGUUUAAUUCUGUUGGUAUGUAAUUGGAGCUUUAUUAUCUUGCUGCUCAGCUA